AUGGAUUUCGACAUCAUAUGCAGUACAUUUGUCUAUCCUAGCAUUGAAAAGGUCGCUGCCAGUGCUUCCAAAUCCUCAAAGUCGUCCCUGACUCAGGCCGAGAAAUUGCGACAAUUCCAAGCGAACGUACGUGUGGUCGGAAACAAAAAAAACAACUGCAGGACACAAGCCCUCUCAAAACCGACACCGCCCGUAUUAGGAACCAAAGAUGAAGGCGAAGACAAGGAUAAGGAUAAAGACAAAGACGAAGACGAAGACGACGAGUCCAAGGACACCUCCCAUCAGGACCGCCGUCAGAGUGUCAUCCUCAAUCUAACCUCUUCUGGUGGUGCCCCGUCUCAAAUGUCCACUCAUGUUGCAUCGCAUGUAUCUCCUCGUGCCCUGUCGCAUGCGUCGACUCGUCUCCCAUCGCGUGUUUCUCGCAAGGGACACAACAGCCGUGCGUCGGCACCACAGCGCCGGCCGCCAUCAGAGCUCGAUAUCGAGCAUAGUCUACCUACGGUCUCCGUAGACAAAUCCACGGUGAAGAAGAAGCAGUCCAAGGCAGUACAUCGCCAGACGCGUCAGGAUAUAAUUGAUCUCGGGAACGAUCCGGGUCACGAUAUCGAGGAGUUCUACGCGACCAAGAAUGAAAUGCGACGUAGUGCUAGAACCCAUACGAAGCGGCAUGUACAGCCUAGAUAA
Molecule: messenger RNA, 684 nt
Organism: Gamsiella multidivaricata
Lineage: Eukaryota; Fungi; Mortierellomycota; Mortierellomycetes; Mortierellales; Mortierellaceae
Exons: 1
Coding region: 1-684 (227 amino acids)
Source: RefSeq, a predicted model, not a curated record